Molecule: messenger RNA, 1080 nt
Organism: Dichomitus squalens LYAD-421 SS1
Lineage: Eukaryota; Fungi; Basidiomycota; Agaricomycetes; Polyporales; Polyporaceae
Exons: 18
Coding region: 1-1080 (359 amino acids)
Source: RefSeq, a predicted model, not a curated record
AUGGCCCUUCCUGUUCUCGAUCUCGUCGCUGCUACGCUCAACUCGAGCAAUGGCUCUGCUACAACGAUUUUCGACCACCCACCUCCUCCGGUUCUGUUGGGCGGAUUUGUCGCCCUAUAUCUUUCCGGCGCGGUCUUCAUGCAAGUGGUGGUCUACUUCCAGAUCUACCAGGCAGAAGCGUGGACGACGAAGUCGAUCGUUCUCGUCCUCUGGGUGCUCGACAUACUACAUUCAGCGAUGAUCUGCAUAGCAAAUUGGCAGAACCUGGUGGUCGACUACGGUGCAUACAAUACACUAGAUAACAUUACGUGGUCAAUACCGGUGACGAUCGCUCUGACCGCACUAACAACUGCGAUCAUCCAUUGUUUCUUCAUCCGGCGCAUCUUCAAGUUGAGUCGAGGAAACUGGUUUAUCACCUUGCCAUUACUGCUUCUCGCGCUGCUGCGAGUCGUAUCCGCAUUCGUUACAACCGCAGAGAUGCUUCGGUUACGAAGUUAUGUCUUGUUUAUCCAGGACUUCGCAUACAUCUUCACCCUUGGCCUGGCUGUCUCAGCGGCUCUCGAUAUUCUCAUCACUAGUAUUCUCUGCUACUAUCUCAGAAGAGGUCGCGAAGGCUUCGCUCCGAUCAACCACAUGAUUGAUCUACUCAUUCUUUACACCGUCGAAAAUGGCAUGAUCACAUGUAUCGCUACUGCACUCUCUUUGUUCUUCUGGUUGUUCAUGCGAAGCAACUUCGCGUUCCUCGGGAUGCACUUCGUAAUCAACAAACUCUAUGCCAAUUCAAUCAUGGCGAGUCUAAACGCACGUAAAUCCAUCGUGGGCAAAGUAUCUGGGUCCGAACGAGGCUAUCAACUCCCUAUGAUAUUGCCUCAUCAUCCCCAAAGUCCCAGGAGCACUGACCACUUCUCCCGAGGACAGAUACAGUCUACCAGCAAACCGCUACAGGUGACGAUUGAUGUCGAGAGGACGGUACAGCGCGACGGGACCAUCGACGCCGACAGCAAGUCAACAUCAGGCGUCGAUCUUAGGUUAUCGCACAAGCCAAUAAAUGACAACUUCUCUGAUAUCAGGCGCCAAUGA